UAUCAUAUUGGCCCGGUAUUUUAGAGAUGUUAUUACAAUUUUAAACAAAUUAAAACAUUGUUGGCGAUGUGAGAUGCCUUGCUUGAGCGCAGCCAUCGGGUUUUGAGGGUCGUGUGUUCUCCCUCGCUCGGUCUCAUGCCAUGCGGGACCCUGCUGUCUGCCAUAGCACCCUCCUCUCUCUCUAGACGGUUCUUUAUCUUUGUUGUUGUGCAGUGAUCAUCCAGUGGUGCAGUCAGACCAGACCACUGUGAGACCAAGACGCUGCCCCAAGUUCACAUGUUGUGGGUUAUUAUGAUGGGGUUUAUCGUUAGGGUGAGGUGAUGAGGAAACAGCUUAAUUAAGGGAUCAUCGGAUGGGUACGCAAACAAGCGCGGAUGAGAACGAAAUAGCGGUCCCAACAGUAAGCAGCGAGCACCGCGUCAUGUGAUGUGAAGUGUGUCUGUCGACCCUAAAGCCUUGACCUCUCACCCCUGACCCCGUGAGGUCACAGAUGGUCCAUAUCUGGCCCGACCCAGGAGACUUCCUCCUCCAUCCUGAUCCUCAACGUCAGUCAGUGAGCAGUGUGUUGUGUUCCUGCUGAACGCUCCAACGGCAUCCUGACCACCUCCUAACACCACCCACCACCUUGGGCAUGCCUCAGCCGGGCAUGAAUGGGAUGGAGCCUGCGUUUGGCGAGGCGUAUGGGAGCCGUGGCUGUCUCCUCAGCCCCUACCCCCUGGCUGUCUCCCCUCUAGGGGGCAGGACCGAAUAUGACCAGAGCGUGCUCCUGAUGCUGGGCUCUCCAGCGACGCCGCGGAAACGACCCUUCGAGUUGCUAAGCGACCUGGUGGACGACGGGGGCUUCGGCGAGGAGCUGCACGUGGAGCGUUGGGACGUGUCGGCGCUGGAUGACAUCACGCGCUACACCAAGCUGGGCCUCGGGGGGGAGCUGGCGAGCACCGAGGACGCCGUGCUGAUGGGCCGUUGGAGCGGGACCCGGGAGGAAGAGGAGGAGGAGAGGAGGAAGAGGAAGGCACAGGCCAUAGCUCAGCAACAGACAUCACAUGUAACCACGAUGAUGGUAACGCAUCUCCACGGAAACGGCAUCACAAUGACCCCCGACCCCUGUCUAGGCCACGCCCAGAGAGGCAGGGUGGUCAGAGAGCAGGUGGGACUUGAUGUUACCAUGGCGAUGGAAAGGGUGACAGAAAAAGGAGGACAGGAUGGGGGGAUGAGGGUUCCUACGGUGGAGGUGUACCAGGUGGCAGAGGAGGAGGAGGUUGCCGCAGCUGUGUUGGCAGCGGCGGAAGUCGUUGCCGCGGUGACUGAGACGUCUGGGAUUCUUACGGGGGGUUCAGUGUUGGAACACAACUACUCUCUGACCCAGGGGGGGGAUAGAACCUCGCCCUCCAGCCCCAGCUCUGAGACAGAGACAGAAGAGGAGGUAGAGGGGCAGGAGGAGGGAGAGAGGGAGGAGGAGAGGGAAGACCAAGAAGAGGUAUUGUUGGAGCAGGAGGAAGAGGAGGAGGAGGAAGGGGAGGACGGAGCAGGGGAUGAGACUGCGGUGGAAGCAGAACUGUCGAGCUCGUCAGAAACAGAAUUUGAGGUGGAACCAGAGCGGGGGGGGUGGUCCAGGGGAACGGCCCCAGAAGAGAAGGUGUUUCUGGGAGUACCGCCACGCUCACGCACGGGACUCUGGGAGACAGAAGAAGACUGGAGGGGAGGUCCGAUGGUCCCUCUCCUGGAGCUCUAGCACCCUACCUAGUACCCUAUACCGCAGAGAGGGAAAGAAGGGGAGGCGCAAAGCGAGGAAGACGGACGCCAGCGACCUGACCCCUAACCCUGUGAAGCUCACAAACAUCGGCGAACAGCUGCAGAAACUCAACGCCACCAUAGAUGGGAUGGGUCCUGUUAACGACCUGCCUGUUGUGGCCAGGGCACGCUCACGCAAAGAGAAGAACAAACUAGCUUCCAGGGCCUGUCGGUUGAAGAAGAAAGCGCAACACGAAGCCAACAAGAUCAAGCUGUGGGGACUCAACCAGGAGUACGAGAACCUUUUGGGGGCGUUGCUGAGGAUCAAGGACGUGAUUGGUCAGAGGGUGGAGCGCAGCGGAGAGGAGGUGGACAAAGAUGAACGAGGGAUGACCCAGAGACUGGAGGACAUACUGAAAGAGUCCAGUGGUCCUCUAGUGGCUGGACGGACCAAAGAGUUUGUCCAGAGGAUCCUGGAGGUGAGUGGAGGGGGGCUGACCAAGGCUGGGGCCAAAGGCAAAGACACACAGACCCCCCCUGCACCGGGAGAGGGGACAGCUGUCUAAUGUUAUCACCCCUGACCCCCCCCCUGGACCGGGAGAGGGGACAGCUGCCUAAUGUACCCCCCCCCCCAUAUCACCCCUGCCCCCCCUGGAUCGGGAGAGUGGUCAGCUGCCUAAUGUACCCCCUAUCAACCCUGCCCCACCCUGGACCAGGAGAGGAGACAGCUGCCUAAUGGACUGGCCAACACCACCAGCUCCCCUGCGACACCCCUCGGACACAGCCACCCACUCCUACCGUCCCCCACUACACUCUGUCACCUGGAGAAUAGGUGGAUGGAGAAAGAGAGGGAAGAGGUGGGGGAGACUGAGGUUUGAGUUCAAUCCUCCUCUGUUUCAGCUCUGUUUCCUUCUGUCUCUUCAGUAGCGCUCUGUAACUCCUUACCUUCAGCUAAUCACCAACACUGGCUAGCUGCUGACCAUGUGUGUGAGUCAGCUGAUCUGUGGCUGAAUGUGUGUGUAGUAUGAAUGUGUGUGGUUGGUUUAAUCUCUCCCUUCUUCAGUAAACUGUAUUGGUAUCCCAUUGUGCCUAUAUGAAUAGACAUUGCACUGUUUGUAGAUGAUAGAGAAGUUGGCAGGGGGUUGGUAUGAGGGUAGGGUAAAAAGAGAAGUGGGAGGGAAGGGGGGUGGGGGUGGUCAUGUUCAGUAGGCCACAACGUUCCUUGGAAGGCUCAGAAAGAAAUAGACUGUAUGGAACAGAUGUGCAUCUCUGACAUCUAGAGUAAGGAGUAAUGUCUUCUCUAUUCACAACAUUGCUAUCUGCAACGUUUAGCAGGCUUGGUUACACCCUCCUGGAAUCAACCCUGCUAGUAAAGAUCAGUGGGAUGAGCCUCUUUUGACCAGCGAGCGACAUAAUUGGUGCUUGCCACAGAAGGCAUAAAUGAGCACUUUGAUUCGUAGCUGUAUCCUGUCUAUUCCCCUUUGAGAAAUACCUGGGUCCUGUUCAUCAGGCACCAAACGUAACAAAAAUGACUGAAACAGGGAAUAUUACCUGGACUUCUCCAAUAAGAAACGCAAAUGUUUGUUUUUUUCCAUUGCAAAACAUCUUAAAACGUUUUGUUAGGUGCCCUAAUGAACAUGACCCUGAAAAUGCAAGUUCCUUCUCUCAGAACGACCAGAGAACAGAGGAUGAACUGUGAUCACACCAAACAUCAAAGCAACUGUAGCAGCUAAGACUUGCGGAGCUUUCGUCACAAUUAGAAGAAAGAAAAAUUUACUUUAAAAAAAGAAGCAAUUAAAUCCAACCGACCAAAGAUGACACGAACAGCUGACAUUUCAAAGAACUGAAAUGAAAGCUGAAGUGAUCGGCUGUUACCCAACCCUCUCACUCCUACUACUGCCGUUACCCAAACCUCUCCCUCCUACUACUGCCGUUACCCAAACCUCUCCCUCCUACUACUGCCGUUACCCAAUCAUUGUAUCAUCAAUCUGAAGAUGAAGUUGAAUUGAUUCAUGUAAAAAACGUUGAUCGUUUUAAUGUUUACCCUCACACAUCCUUUAUGAAAAGGACGCCUUUUGCUACCUGUAUUAUUGCCAAAAAAAGGUUGAUUUGAUACAUCAAUCAGACACUCAUUAAAUCACUGUUAACAUUUAAAUCUGAGAGGAGUGUUGGGUAAGGCUAGCAUAUACAGGACAUGCCCAUAGAGAUGAAUAGAGGGCGCACUUCCCAUAAAGUUAGGUGUUCUCUCUUUCCCAUCUCUAUGGAAGUGACUGAAAGCUCCUAUAGGUCUGCCUUCAGUGCUACAGCAUAACGCUGUCUGGGUGUUUGUGUUCGAUAUAAACAGAAAACACAAAGGGAUGCGUCUGUCCUCCACGCCUUCUGCUUCGUCUGACUCCUAAUGUGAACCUGUAGUGCACCUUCCUUUCUUAAAGGCAACAAGAGUCAACAGCUAUUGUGGUGGAGCGUUUUUGUUAAAUUUGUCGUUAAAGUUGUUUGUGUUUUGUUGUUUUGUUUACUCACAAAGCCAUGCUCCCACAAAGUGGGGAUGGUCUUUUAGCGACUAGAGAGUCUGUUCUGCCCAUAGAGUUAGAAAGAGGGCCUCUCUUUUUUUUUUACAGCCCUCUUUCUAACUCUAUGGUGCUGCCUUUGUUGGCCAAGCCAAAGGUGGUGUUGUAGCAGAAGUCCGACGUGAUGCAGACCAGAGAACAUUGUGUUUUUAAGGCCAGAGAGUGUCGUUGGUCACGCCAGUCACAAAACCUAUUUGCACUGCGGUGGGUACAACCAAACACCUUCUAAAGAGUCAUGUAUCUGCACCUUUUUUUAAUCAUGUUUAUUGAUUGACAGCCUAUUUGUUGUAUUUGGUCAUGGUUUUCAGCAACAGAGACUGUUGUUGUCUGGGUCUGUAAAUGGUGAAUAUGGUUUCUGGUUCAGUAUGCUAUAAUAUACAGUGCUUUGGUGAAAUGUAACUUCUCACCUGAGCAACAACGUGGCAGAACAUUCUGCUAAUGUUAAAAGGGCAAUGUUGUGGUAACCUUGAAAGAGCAAUGUUGUGGUAACCUAGAAAGGGCAAUGUUGUGGUAACCUAGAAAGGGCAAUGUUGUGGUAACCUAGAAUGGGCAAUGUUGUGUUAACCUAGAAAGGGCAAUGUUGUGUUAACCUUGAAAGAGCAAUGUUGUGGUAACCUUGAAAGAGCAAUGUUGUGUUAACCUUGAAAGAGCAAUGUUGUGUUAAAGGUCCAAUGCAGCCAUUUUAUCUUAAUAUCAAAUCAUUUCUGGGUGAAAAUUAAGUACCUGACUGUGAUUGUUUCCAGUUAAAAUGGUCAAAAUGAAACAAAACAAACAAAAAUAGCUUCUUAGCAAAGAGCAAUUUCUCAAGCAAGAAUUUUGACAGACUGUUUGGGAGUGGUCUGAGUGUGGAGGGGAAACUGAAAACUAGCUGUUAUUGGCAGAGAGGUUUGGAACUCUUUCUCAUUGGUCUAUUAAGUAAUUUUCCGAUGUCACCAGGCUGGCCAAUACUCCAUCUCACCAAAACCGCCUGAAAUUUCAGCCUGUCUUUUCAAAGCACUUACAAUAAAAGUGCAUUAUCAUAAUUUUCACAAUUUCAACAUAUUAACCAAAUCAAGUGUUAUUUGUCACAUGCGCCGAAUACAACAGGUGUAGACCUUACUGUGAAAUACUUUGUUCAGCAGUCUUAUGGCUUGUUAAGGAGCCUUUUGGACCUAGACUUGGCGCUCCGGUAUCUCUUGCCGUUCAGUGGAAAUAUAUAUAUAAAACACAGGAAAUCUAAAUUUUGUCUGCACUGGGCCUUUAACGUUGAAAGGCUAAAUGUUAUGUUUGAAGUGCCUACUAGAUCUGAGUCACAUAACCUACAGUACAGUAUGCCUGAACAAAACAACCUAGCAAUGAACAUACCUACUGGGCACAGAUUGGUUGAAUCAACGUUGUUUCCACUUCAUUUCAAUGAAUUUAUGUUGACCCAACGUGGAAUAAACAUUGAAUUGAUGUCUGUGGGUUUCCCCCCAACGAUGUAAUUGUUGGAAAUAAAUACAUUCACGGCAGGACAAUUUCAGAGGUGGGAGUGACAGAUCACCAUGGCGAUGUUAAGCAAUACUGUUCUGUUUUUUCAAAGAGAACCAAGCUUGAGAAACCCGGGCUGCGUUCCAGAGCCAAAUGUUCCAUUCUCACCUAUGGAAAUUCCAUCCUUUAGAACGCCCCACCAGCGGGCUAAAGGGUCAUUUACCUUCAACUAUUUGGCACUCAGGUGCACCGGCUGCUGCUGUGGUGAUGGUCCUCAAACUGAGGUGUGAAGAUGCAUAGAAACACCAAUGUCCUGUUUCAAUACUUUUUAAAAACAUCCUUCUCUUCCUUGACAUUAUCAACAAUAUGAUUUUCAAGGAGGAGAGGAAUGAAGGAAUGCAGCAUUUUUUAAAGUUUAAAACAGAGCAAGAGGACACAGGAUGGUUAUUACACAGUACAAAAACGGGAAAAACUCCUAUCGGGCUUCAAUCUGGAACGUUUCUGUGUAACUUUGGUAGUCCUGAAUGCAGCCCGGAGCACUAUGAGGGAACACGAUGCCAAAGACAGAUGGUGGCUGGAUUAACAGAAGAGACACUGGAGAGGACGACCAAAUGGACAGUCAGGUCUGACAUUACGUUGAGGCACCUUUUACUAGGGGACAGGCCUCUUUCAAAUCGCCCAAAACAACACAAUGGUCUCUGAAUGUUUUUUUUAACGUUACUCAUAAUGUGUAUCAUGAUGAACUCACAAACACACGUUGUGAUUUAAGCUCACAGUGGCUAGUAUGAUAAUCAUCAUCUCUUUUAGGGAUGAAUAGUAACUUCCGUGUAAGUGACAUUUUCCCAUUCAUUUCAAUACAUGACUAAGUGAAAAUUCGACUCAAAGUUCGAACCUCUGUGUUCCAAAUGUCCAUACUAUGUAUUAUGGAGCAAUGUAGUGGGCAGAUAGUGUUGUGUACCCAGUGGGCAAAAGCUGGUUGAAGUAAUAAUUACAACUAGUUUAUUACCAGAACUGGUUGUAAUCUGGUCCUGAUAAAGUCAUUUCUAUCAUGUCUUUCGAGCUGGUUAGUAUUGAAAUUGGAAUGCAAGCCUUGGUUGAUUGCCUCGCUCUGUGUUGGUAAAAUGGUGGAGAGUGAGUGUUACUGUACUGUGGUUAUAUAUUUCUCUCUCUGGGAGGCUUCUCUUCUCCACACACACACACACACACACACACCGUGCCAGAACAGUCACACGAUCUCUUCUCUGGCAGGAGCACUAGCACUGCCCUCCUGCUGCUUUCUGCAACAACAACAACAACUGUAGAAAUAACUAACAAACUCACAAACUGUUGUUGUUUUCCCUCCCACUUAGACCUACAUUAACUGGAUUCGUUGUUUUCCCUCCCACUUAGACCUACACUAACUGGAUGUGUUUUUCCCGCUUCCUGUUCAUGUACCGUUUCAUGGGUUGUGUUUUGGGUUAACUUUGAUGGAGCGGGAGUGGUGGCGAAGUCUUGGCAAGGACUCUCUCUACACUCUGCUAGCAUUCCUCCCACUCACUCUGCUUCUCAGAACACUGUUUAUGUUUUACCUUGAAUAGAAGGGGGGUGCCAGGGGAAUGUAGUCAAGUCAGAUCUCCACCUUCAGCCCGAUUUGCCACCUGGCAUAAGGGGGGGGGGGGGGGGUCACAGAUUGGGUGCAUCCGAACUGACUCCCUGUUCAAGAUAUAGUGCACUACUUUUUCACCAGGGCCCAUAGGACUCAGGUUGUAGGGCGCUGGUCAAAAGUAGUCCCCUAUAGGGAAUAGGGUGCCAUUUCAGACCAGCCAUUUACCCAGCUCCCUGGUCUAACACAGCCUCACACUAAAGGGAAACUAAACGAGUGGGCUCUGACAUACCAACAGGGAGAGCUAGCCGAUCCCAGAGACGGAUCCUUCCUGAUAAUACUGCCUUUAGAAACCCAGUUCUAGAAUGCCUUUGAGCAAAUCGACAACAAGGGCUGAAUCCAGUUUGAACUGACAAACGGUUCAACAAGUGUGAGCACUGUAUUACACAUUUGUAGGAUGCAUUUUUCUGCCAAAUGUCUAGGCCUAUACUGUAGUAUGUUAUAACGAGGUUGACAACAAUACAAAGUGUUCUUGCUACUUUUUCCAUGUUCAUACCAGGAAGAAUGGAGCAUUACCUCGUGUUCUAGUUGGUCUUCUGUAGGUGGAGAACAUGAUUCUCUCCAUUCACUGUCUGAAAUGGAUGAAACUGAGGUGAAUUCCACCUUAGCUCAAUCUGUGUGUGUGUGUGUGUGUGUGUGUGUGUGUGUGUGUGUGUGUGAGAGAGAGAGCUGAAGAAGGCUUGUGUGUGCUUUGUUUAAAGCCUGAAUGGGCUCGGAUGUAAGAUGACCCUGGUGGGACUACAGUGACCCCUCAGUGACUGGUCCUGAACUGAAGACUUUCUCUCACACACACACUACAGACUCCCACAUUGUCCUCCCAGAGACUGGAGGCCCUCUCCUGUUUCAAAGAUGACGUGACGCCCCGAGACAGGAGAGACGGAGAGCUCGGAGACUCUUUUUUUUACCCUAAACCCCAUCAGGACUGUCAGACACACAGAGGAAGACAAAUGAUACCCAAACCAAUGAUUUUCUAACAGAGCGAAGUAAGAAGAGGAAUGGACACGAGGAAUUCUUUUGGAACUGCAAAAAUUUCUUCUGGACUACAAACAGGAUACAUUCCAGAACACAGUGUCAUCAUGUCAUGUACAGCACCCCCCAUAUCCUUUCACAACUCCUCUAACCCCCCCCCCCUCUCUGUUUUCAAUAACCUACAAUAAUCACAAUAGUACAAUAAACGCUUGGCAAAAUACAGAAUGGAAUAACUUUUUUAAACAUUAAAAAGCAGCAAGAAAAGAAAGUAAAGUGCCGUACAAAUAGAAGCCUAAUUUUUGUUUUUUGUUUUGUGUGAGUGUACUGUACACCAUUAUAAUGUAUAUUUUAAUAUUUAUAUGCAGCUGUUGUAUUAAAGUAUAUUUUUAAGAAAA
Oncorhynchus kisutch (coho salmon) is the source of this 8753-nucleotide messenger RNA. RefSeq names its product myelin transcription factor 1. Lineage: Eukaryota; Metazoa; Chordata; Actinopteri; Salmoniformes; Salmonidae. The transcript has 9 exons. The record is from RefSeq and is a predicted model, not a curated record. Bases 632 to 1732 code for a protein of 366 amino acids.